Scomber japonicus (chub mackerel) is the source of this 1433-nucleotide messenger RNA. RefSeq names its product nuclear casein kinase and cyclin-dependent kinase substrate 1a (gene nucks1a). Gene Ontology annotation, molecular function: double-stranded DNA binding; single-stranded DNA binding. The record is from RefSeq and is a predicted model, not a curated record. NCBI's taxonomy places the organism in Eukaryota, Metazoa, Chordata, Actinopteri, Scombriformes, Scombridae. The transcript is spliced from 8 exons. Gene Ontology annotation, biological process: interstrand cross-link repair; double-strand break repair via homologous recombination. Bases 270 to 1181 code for a protein of 303 amino acids. Gene Ontology annotation, cellular component: cytoplasm.
UUUGGUUGCACAUAGGCUGCAGUUUCAGUUUGUUUUAUUCACCAUUUUGAGUAGCUGAAGGUAAAAAAAAUAAGAAUAUUUGCGUUUGGAGGACAAGUCGCUGCCGCACUUUUAUUUUCACGCGUUAGCUCGGACGGCGGAGUCGUGCGUCAGCCUCGCUCCUCCUCGGGUGUUUUGCAGAGCGGGAACCUAUAUUUCUUUUUUUCCCCCGUCGCUUUUUCUUCUCCCCCCUUUUCUUACAUCCUUAACCUCUACAGUAUUCCUGCAAAAUGUCAAGACCAGUGAGGAACAGGAAAGUGGUGAACUACUCACAAUUCAAUGAAUCUGACGAUGCAGAUGAGGAGUAUGGUGACGAUAAGCCUAAGAAGGUGCGCGCAGCCCCUCGUGAGCCAAAGCACAAGCGCUCAAAGAACUCACAGGAUGACAGCGAGGACUCCGAUGAAAAGGUCUCCAAAGCCAAAAAUGAUUCAGCCGACGACUUUGGCAGCGAUGAGGAGGACAACGACUUCGGCGAGGAAGAAGAAGAAGACGGAGGGAGCGACUACGAAGAAAAACGAGGGAAAAAGGGAAAGAAACCCAAGGUGGAGAAGCCUACCAAGAGGACGCCGAAGAGAAAACGGGCUGCAGAUGACAGCGAUGACGACAGAGAAGUGAGUCGAAAGCGUACAGUGCGCCAGGCGGCCUCCAAGGCUGUGUCCAAACAGAGGGAGAUCCUGCUGGGCGACGGAGGCAGCGAAGACGAGGAGCGCGAAGACCAAGAGGAGCCCUACAUGGACCCCGACGAGUCCGGCAGCGACGAGGACUUCAUGGUGGAAGAUGAUGAUGACAGCGACUACGGUCACUCCAAGAAGAGAGGCAAGAAGGUGAUCCGACGGGGACGGCCGGAGAAGAAGGAGAAGAAAUCCCCCAAGCCCCGACUAAAGGCCACAGUCACCCCCAGCCCAAUGAAAGGCAAGGGCAAGGGCCGCCCCAGCGCCAAGGCCCUGGAGAAGAGCUCACCCAAAGAGGAGGAAGAGGAGGACCCCGAGAGUCCCCUGGAGGAGGAAGAGGAGGAGGCUGAGAAGAAGGAGACCUCCCCCGCCCCCAAGACGACGAAGGAGGCCGCAGGAGGGGAGGAGGAGGAGGAAGACGAAGAGGAGGAGGACGGCUCAGAAGAGGAGGCACCCUCUGGAGAAGACUAGAAGAUUGGUACCCGUUGACACCCAUCCUCGAUGUCUCUCUCUCUCUCUCUCCCUCUCUCUCUCUAUCUCUCUCUCUCUCUCUCUCUCUCUCUCUCUCUCUCUCUUCUCAAGUUUUUGUUUCUUUUGUUGCUCUGCGUUUAUAGUUUUUAUUUCUUUUUUUUUUUGUUUUGUUGUUGGUUUUUUUUUGUUUUCCUCAUGGUGGCCUGGCUCAAUGGUUUGGACUUAAUGUGCUUUUUCUUUACACUGCUCCCC